This is a messenger RNA of Saccostrea cuccullata (small rock oyster), 1777 nucleotides long. RefSeq names its product cytochrome P450 4F1-like. NCBI's taxonomy places the organism in Eukaryota, Metazoa, Mollusca, Bivalvia, Ostreida, Ostreidae. The coding region runs from base 93 to 1637 and encodes 514 amino acids. The record is from RefSeq and is a predicted model, not a curated record. The transcript is spliced from 11 exons. Gene Ontology annotation, molecular function: monooxygenase activity; oxidoreductase activity, acting on paired donors, with incorporation or reduction of molecular oxygen; heme binding.
CAUUUUGACCUUUUAAAGGACCGUGAAUGGGGAUGAAAUGUGUUUACUUUAGUUUAUGCAUGUGAAUUUAUAUCAUUAGUUGAUAAGACGGCAUGGCUGUACUGAGUAUAUUCCGAAUUCUCCGGGAAAACUGGAUAGAGUUUACAGUGGUAGGGUUAGUGACUUGUGUAGGGAUUUUAUUACUGAAGCUUAUAUUACGGGCGAUUCAGUUGAGACGUGCAUUCAAAGGAUUCCCCGAGCCGGAAGGUAAACAUUGGCUUCUGGGUCACAUGAAACUGUUUUUAGGAAAAGGGGGAAGCAAUACACGAUUACAACGAGCUUUACAAUGGACAAGGAAAUAUCCCAAAUUCUUCAUUACGUACUUUGGUCCCCUACGAGUGGCGUGUACCCUCAACCAUCCAGAUACAGUGAAAAUCCUACUCAAAGGAGCAGAUCCCAAACCUGCUGGUUUUGGUGGAGCGUAUCGCCACGCCCUUCCGUGGCUGGGGGAGGGACUUCUGAUUGCUGGGGGUAAAAGGUGGGCAAGAUCUCGACGCCUGCUUACACCAGCAUUCCACUUCGACAUCCUCAAACCCUAUAUCAAUGUGUACAGAGAAUGUGCAGGCCUUUUGGAGGGAAACAUUGAGAGGUUUGCCAAGGAAGAGAAAAGUUUUGAAGUAUUCAGUCAGGUGUGUUUAUGCACACUUGACAUCAUUCUCAGGUGUGCCUUCUCUUACCAGACACACUGCCAGGCUCAAAGCGGUGAAGUCCAUCCAUAUGUGAAAGCAGUCAAUGAAAUAGCGGAAAUGUGGUUCUACAGAAACAGGACACCUUGGUUGUACCCAGACUUUAUAUACUACAACACAGAAGAGGGGAAAAAAUUCCUUAAAAACUGCAAUUAUGUCCACGAUGUGGCAACAGGAGUCAUGGAAAAGAGGCGAAAAGAGCUGGAAACAGUAGAUCUAACUUCUAAACGAUAUCUAGACUUUCUGGACAUCCUUCUUACGGCAAAAGAUGAGAAGGGUGUAGGACUCUCAGACGAGGAAAUAAGAAAUGAGGUCGACACUUUUUUGUUUGAAGGUCAUGACACAACAGCCAGUGCAAUAUCGUGGAUCCUAUACUCACUUUCUCAGUAUCCAGAAUAUCAAAGAGAAUGUCAGAAGGAGAUAGAUCAGGUUAUAUCAGAGAGUGAAGAUGGAGAAAUAGGAUGGGAGGAUUUGGGAAAGCUACCCUUCCUGACACAGUGUAUCAAGGAGGGGAUGCGGCUGCACUGCCCUGUUCCCUUUAUUGCCAGAACCAACACAGCACCCAUUACCAUAGAAGGACACACGAUUCCAGCAGGAACAAGCCUAGUGGCCAACAUCUGGUGCCUCCAUCACAACCCCGCUGUCUGGGGACAAGACCACAUGGAAUACAAACCAGAACGGUUCUCCAAAGAAAAUCUAGCCAAAAUGGAUUCAUUUGCUUUUCUUCCAUUCUCUGCAGGCCCAAGAAACUGUAUUGGGCAACAUUUUGCCAUGAAUGAAGAGAAAUUAGUACUUGCAAAGCUCCUUCACAGAUUUUCCUUCUCUGUAGACCAAGACCACAAAGUUGAACGUAAUGCAGUGGCAGUGAUGAGAGCCUUAAAUGGAAUACGAUUAUAUGCUCAAGAAAGAUAACACCCAGUGCUCUAACAAAAAUAUAACAAUUAAGCGACACCUGAAUUUGAAUUACAUUAUUGGUAAAAGCCAGAAUGUUGUAAAUUUGGUAAAAAUAUACUGUGUAACUUUAAAGUUGCUUAAAUGAAAAUAAAACAGCA